This is a messenger RNA of Lachancea meyersii CBS 8951, 2793 nucleotides long. The record is from the annotation of a GenBank genome assembly. NCBI's taxonomy places the organism in Eukaryota, Fungi, Ascomycota, Saccharomycetes, Saccharomycetales, Saccharomycetaceae.
AUGGACAGUUCUGAUGCAUUGGUGUCGCGAGUUUUCCGUGAAAAAGUGCUGAAAUGGCUCAAGCGAUAUGCUCCGUUCGUCGCAACUCUGUUGCGCAGACGUCGAAAAGUCUUCAGCGCGCUAAGUCUGUUUGCGUGCUUGUUCGUCAGCGUCCUGGUCCUGCGAUCCAUCGAUGGAACUGCUUAUGAGGCAGCAGUGUCGAAAUUGGACCAAUUUCGCACGCUUUCAACGUCACCUCAGCCAGUUAUAGACUCAAAGCAACAACUGGUCCAGCUGUAUAAAAAAAUCCAUUUUGACACUUCGCUAGAGUAUCCUACAGUCUACGGACUGCACACAGAUCUCCUCACAGUGCAAAUUGGUCCGCAGAAAGGCGAAAAACUCAACUCUGCAGCAGAUUUACGAUUUUACGACGCAGACCCGCGACUGGUAUGGAGCGUACUGGCCAGUCAUCUAGCUCAGGCUUCCAAAACGGUCGUUCCGCUACCGUUCUCAUGGUACGAUUGGGCUGACUUCCGCGACUACAACAAACUUAUUUCUGUGCAACACUCGCCAUUGAAUUGCACUUUCUUGUUCGGACACCAUUUCAACUCUUCUCUCUUGCUGCAGAUCGAGACGGAAACUGGCGAGCGUUUGUUUGAUAUCGAUAGGACAUACUACAACACAGAAAAUGGUCCAGAGCUUAGCGAAAGCGAGAUUCAAGAUAUGCUGAAACGCGCAAACGAUUCUUGCGUGGCCGAUAGCCGCAGCUCGCAACUAGAUUCCAAGCGCUCACAAUCGUCCAACGCUUUCUCCACAGGGUUUAUCGUCAAGACGUUACAGGACCAGGUAAGACCCGAGGUUUACCGGUUGCAGGCCAGAAACUACAUCCUUCAUACAUUGAGCCUACCAUUGUCGCUAACAGUUCUAAACGGCAACUCUGGCGCGUGGCAAAUUCCAAUAAAGCAAGACCGUCGAGAAAACAUAAUGCAGUCGGGACUGCUUCAAGAAUACCUAGACCGCGGUUCAAAACGCUCGAAAACCCGGGGUGAGUUAGACCACCUGUCGGAGUUUGACAAGUUCGCUGAAAGUGACGGUUCAAGACACCUUUUGGUUGACAUAAAAGAUCUGAAAGAAGAAAAGACCAAAGCUUUUGCAGGCCUUUUUACAUACCUACAGAAGUCUGACUUUGAGUUCGACGCUUUGGCCAAAAUCGAAGAGCUUGCUUCACGAGCCGAAUUCCUUACCGCUCAUGAGUUGUCCUACCUGGAUAGUUUGCGCUUUUCCACGCAAACUCAUUUCGCAUUCACCCCAAAGUAUUUUCAAGAACCCGGAGGACUUAAGGACUUUUUGGAAUUAGGAAGGCAUCAUGAUGCUCGUUUUUUCAACGGCGCGAUAUUUCGCAAUCCAGAUCAGAGUCUUUUACGUUUGAACUCCAUGAUGAUAACGUUUCAAGCAUUUUUGAAAGCGAAUCAUCUUACUUGUUGGUUGGCACACGGCUCGCUGUUUGGAUACCUGUACAAUGGGUUGAAUUUCCCUUGGGAUAAUGACUUCGACGUACAAAUGCCAAUAAGACAUCUGCACAUUUUGGCUCAAAAUUUCAACCAGUCAUUGAUCCUGCAAGAUCCCAGGGAAGGCAAUGGCAGAUUCUUUCUAGACGUUGGAAGCUCCAUCACUCAUCGUAUCCAAGGGAAUGGGAACAAUAACAUUGACGCCAGGUUCAUUGACAUUGACUCUGGAUUAUACAUCGAUAUUACAGCGUUAAGCGUCUCUUCCGCUAUGCUGUCUAACAGAGACGCAGUGUUUUUCAACCAGCGCAAAGAUAGCAUAGGUACCGAACUCAAGCAUCGUGACCCGAAUCUUAUAGCCAACAAGACCGAUAUACCUCUCCAGGAACUCUACAACAAACUUGCGAACGACUCAUCACAUUCUGAUGAGGAAAGACGUCAGGUCGAACAAUUAAUUCAGGCAUAUAAGAUAAAUUUCCCAAGUAAUCCGUCCCCUACCAAAUUUUAUGCGGCAGACCAGCGCUACAAUCUCAAUCACGAACUGGGCUUAUACAAUUGUCGCAACCAUCAUUUUGUUCAGUUUGACAUGAUCUCGACCCUUGUGUCUACCAAAUAUCAUGGUGUCUCUGCGCUGGUCCCGAGCAAAUACAUCGCUCUUUUGAAAAGGGAGUAUAGGGUUCCAAUGAAAUCAUAUGGCGUCACUUAUCAAUCGAGAUCUUUUCUAAAAGGUGUGAGGUCUUGGAUUCAGUCAUCACUACUCCGAAAGCUGAUGAAUGUUGCGGGCCGUCACGAAGGCUUAGAAAGCGUCAGGUCGCCCGCAAACAAUCUCAAUGCAGAAGACGUAGAGAUCCUUCUGAGAAACUCUGCAAAAUCCAACUCUCUCGAAUUCCUUGCUUACAUGCAUAAUAGUAAGGAAAUCAGUACCUACCGACUUAAGGAAAUUGAACUUCAUUUUUCGCAGAAGUACACAGCCGAGAAGAAACAUUCGUUACUAAUACAGCUUUACAAUGAGGUUGGUUCACGGUUGAAACCCAUUAUGAAGGACCCCUUCAUUAGGUUUCUUCAGGAUCGAAAGUGGAAUGAACUAUCCAGCCAGCUGGAACUUAGCUCUGACGACCUCUCGGAGCUCAAUCUCGAGUUCGCUGAGAGUGUGAUCGCGUGGAAUUCUCUGUUAGACCGCAAAGAUCUCCCAUUCUUGUCUCGGCUUUCAGACAAAGAGGCGGGACAAGAUGACGGUGAUUUGAACAUUAACGACGGUGCCGUAGAUCACUCAAUUGUAUUUAAAGCGGAUCCUAAGCUAUUCGAGUAG